Messenger RNA from Darwinula stevensoni, 701 nucleotides. The record is from the annotation of a GenBank genome assembly. Lineage: Eukaryota; Metazoa; Arthropoda; Ostracoda; Podocopida; Darwinulidae.
AGCAACUGAAGCACGAGUUUCGCCCGCUGAUGUCGAUCGGACCGGAAGCGUCCCUGUUCGAGGCGAUCCGCCGGCUCAUCCGCUACCGUAUCCACCGUCUGCCUGUGAUCGACCCCGCGACCGGAGACGUCCUCUACAUCGUCACCCACAAGCGCAUCUUCCGCUUCCUCUGCCUCUACCUGAACGAACUCCCGCGCCCCUCGAGCCUGGACAAGACGCUGAGGGAGCUGAAGAUCGGGACGCUCGAGAACGUGGCCACGGCCACCGAGGACAUGCCCAUCAUCCAGGCGCUGCGGCUCUUCCUCGACCGACGGGUCUCGGCCCUCCCCAUCGUCGAUGUCGACAACAAGCUGAAAGACAUCUAUGCCAAAUUUGAUGUGAUAAACCUGGCAGCUAUGAAGACGUACACGAACCUGGAAGUGAGUCUCAAGCAGGCCAACGAGCAUCGAACCGAGUAUUUCGAGGGAGUCCUCAACUGCAACCUCGACGAGACGCUCGGCACCGUCAUGGCGAGGAUAGCCAAGGCAGAGGUAGGAGCGCGGAAACAUCCGGAGGGGAGGUGCGUGGAUGCAGGUCGCACGGUGCAGAUGGCUCCUUUCUGUGUGCAGGUGCAUCGACUGGUGGUGGUGGAUGAAGAGGGGCGAGUGGUGGGUGUGAUCUCACUCUCAGACAUCCUCAAAUUCCUCGUCCUCGAACCGGCU